GAGGGUUUAUGUAUUUUUUUAAGUCGUGUUUAGUGUAGUGUGUUUGUAUAUCCAAUCAGAUCAAACCACCCCCACACAGUCUUGAUGGAGCAGAUUUGUUAGGUUUUUGAUUCUGAAGCUCUGACCAUAUAAUAUCUAAACAUGAUUCAGCUAUAUAUCCAUGCAGAAGAAGCACAGCUCAGCGAUCUGUUAUCACCAUCCUUUGGAGAUACCAUGACUAAUCCGAUUGGAGAUGGUGCACAAUGUGCCCAAGGUGAAGAAGACCGUGAAGGUGAGUUGCUCUGCUUGAAGAUUAAAGCCCAGUUGGAGGAUUUUCUGUCCGACAGCCACCUGGCAGAGGACGGCUUCCUGCUGAAGCAUGUGCAGAAGAACAAGCAGGGCUAUGUCAGUCUCAAGCUCCUCACUUGUUUGAAAAAGAUAAAGGUCCUGACCACAAACUGGUACAUGACGCUCGCAGCAGCAGAGUCCUCAGAACUUCUGGAGGUGAACGAUGAAUCCACCAAAGUGAGGCGGAUAGAGCCGCUUCCCCAAUGGCUACUGUGUUCCCCCAGCAGCAAGCUCCUCCUCGCCUGGAACAUCACUAUGAAGAAAACAACUGAAGAAGACGCAGCGCCUCGAGGCCCGGAGCAACCCUCCCUCUCAGGGAGAAUCCUCCAAAGGUUUAGCCCUCAUGGCACUAUCACUUCCCUCUGUAUCCUGUAUCCUGGUGAGAAGCUCCCCAAGGAACUGCAGUGCUAUGCCAAGCAUCACAAAGAGCUCAGCCAACAAUUGUGUGCAGUCGUGAAGUUUGAUUAUUUGUCUGAAGUCCGUAAGGCCUACAACGCCCUGAAAGCAGAGGAGACAAAGUCUAACGGUGAGGGCAUGCGUGUUGUACCUCUGGGAUUCCAGUCAAAGCACCACACCACCAAGAACGAACCAUCAGAGGAAAACAACGAGGACCAACCUGAGGACGCACCUUCCCAGGAGGAACCCUUUGCGCCAGUUAAAGUAUAUGGCACAUGUCAGCCCCAUAGGUGCUUGGAUAAUUCCAGCUUUAAUAGCUUCUCUGGUUUACAGAGGGAGUACAGAGGGAGAAGCUUUUGCUCUGGAGAUUGUGAUAAAAAAUAUUCUCAGAGCCCCUGGGUGCUGAGUCGCAAAUGUGCAGCAAGUGCAUUAAACCCCAAGUCGGCUCGGCACAGGAAUACGCCUUACUUGAUGCAAAAAGUGCUGCGUCAGCCCUACGGCCCUGACGGCACCAAGGGCUUUCACAGCAGAGGGAAGCCGUCGGACCAUGAAGGCUCAAACUCGGUCUUGGAAGUACUAACACCACCUGUAUAACUGCUGAAUAACAGAGGCAGAUUUCUGGAGCAACAACAUGCAAAAUGAUUUUAUAAGAUUAAGAAGGAAAUAAACUAUGCAUUGCAUU
Molecule: messenger RNA, 1405 nt
Organism: Cyclopterus lumpus (lumpfish)
Lineage: Eukaryota; Metazoa; Chordata; Actinopteri; Perciformes; Cyclopteridae
Gene: larp6b
Product: La ribonucleoprotein 6, translational regulator b
Exons: 4
Coding region: 142-1317 (391 amino acids)
Cellular component (GO): nucleus
Molecular function (GO): mRNA binding
Source: RefSeq, a predicted model, not a curated record